Nycticebus coucang (slow loris) is the source of this 2571-nucleotide messenger RNA. It is a transcript of the gene MVB12A, whose product is annotated as multivesicular body subunit 12A. Bases 374 to 1195 code for a protein of 273 amino acids. Lineage: Eukaryota; Metazoa; Chordata; Mammalia; Primates; Lorisidae. The transcript is spliced from 10 exons. Gene Ontology annotation, cellular component: ESCRT I complex; cytosol. The record is from RefSeq and is a predicted model, not a curated record. Gene Ontology annotation, biological process: regulation of epidermal growth factor receptor signaling pathway; receptor catabolic process; viral budding.
UCUCCCAAUUAUUCCGGGAGACAACGAGCCGUUGAUGCCCCAAGGAAUUCUGGGAAACGUAGUCCCGGUUUGCAGAGAACCACCUUGGCACUGUGCGGUGUGACAUUCCCGGCGGAAGUUGCCGGGCCGUGGGAAAGCUGAGAGACCUUUUUCCGUAUAUGACGCUCACUGGUGCACGCAGUGGCGCUGACUACACGUACGCACGCUAUUGGCCAAUAGCUUUUUGGGCACGCGCAUAGGCGCUUCCUGGUUUUUUUUUUGUGCUCGCAUGGCUUUCUGGGAGUUGUAGUUCCAUUUCCUGCGGGAGCGCUGCCGUCGAGAGGCGGCUCAGAGGUCCCAGCCCGUCUGUCGCUUUUGGCGCUCCGCUCGGAGGAUGGAUCCCGGGCCGGGCACAGACGCGGCACCGCUGGCGGGCCUCGUCUGGUCGUCAGCCUCGGCGCCUCCGCCGCGGGGAUUCAGCGCGAUCUCUUGCACCGUCGAGGGGGCUCCCGCCAGCUUCGGCAAGAGCUUCGCGCAGAAAUCUAGCUACUUCCUGUGCCUUUGUCCUCUGGGCAGCCUGGAGAACCCUCAGGAGAACGUAGUGGCCGAUAUCCAGAUUGUGGUGGACAAGAGCCCCCUCCCGCCGGGCUUCUCCCGGGUCUGCGACCCUCAGGACUCCAAGGCCUCUGUGUCUAAGAAGAAAUGUAUGUGUGUGAAGCUGGUACCCCUGGGGGCUGCAGACACAGCUGUGUUUGACGUCCGGCUGAGUGGGAAGACCAAGACAGUGCCUGGAUACUUACGAGUGGGGGAUAUGGGCGGCUUUGCCAUCUGGUACAAGAAGGCCAAGGCCCCGAAGCCAGUGCCCAAGCCCCGAGGUCUUAGUCGGGACAUGCGGGGGCUUUCCCUGGACCCACCAAGCCAGCCAAGCAAGGGUGCUGUCCCAGAGAGGACGCUGUCAAGGCUGGGCUCUCGGGCGUCUACCCUGAGAAGGAAUGACUCCAUCUACGAGGCGUCCAGCCUUUAUGGCAUCUCAGCCAUGGAUGGGGUUCCCUUCACGCUGCACCCCCGAUUCGAGGGCAAGAGCUGCAGCCCCUUGACCUUCUCUGCUUUUGGAGACCUGACCAUCAAGUCUCUAGCAGACAUUGAGGAGGAGUACAACUACGGCUUUGUGGUAGAGAAGACUGCUGCUGCUCGUCUGCCCCCCAGUGUCUCCUAGCCCUCUACCAUAUACCCUGCAGCCUGGCGGUCAUCCCACUGCACGCCUAUCCACGAACCUCCAUAUCACAGGACAUUUUGGACCUUCAGCCACCACUGCAGCUCUGGAGGUGGGGGUGGGCUGGGGUCUUGGGGUCCGUGCCCCUGGGCCCUGCAGGGCAUGGGUUGAGGCUGAAUGGAAAUCAGUGCCUUCAAGUCAUUCAUGUCAAAACUCUCUGGUGCCUGGAGAUGAUACAGGCAUCCUCCUCGUAAUAAACACUACCCUGUUUGAGUCUGGAGUUAUGGUCCUGGCUACAGGUCCUCAUCUAGCACAUGGAGUUUGAGCAGUGGCAGCUCUUGUACUGAGUGGCUAGGUGAAAUCACAGACAGAGGCAGCACUGCUGGGACUCCCAUUCUACAGAGUGAGAAACUGAGGCUCAGGGAGUGACUGAGCCGGGAUUCUAGAUCACAGAGAAGACCCAGUCCCACCCUCCGUUGGGCCUAAUGAAGAUUCAUCUCCACAUGGUGAAGAUUGUUCAUAGCAGAUGCCUGUGACUCUGCCUGGGGCCUCCUGGGGUCCCAGGACUGUGUCCCAUUUGUGCACUGGGAAGGCCAGAAGUUGGAGCAGUCACCGCCUAAGGAAGCAGCUCUCAGAUAAUGCCUGAUUACAGCUGGAGGAUAAACAUCCCAUGGCCCUUCAGGUGGGAGUACUCUGCAGUACGUGCACCAGCCAUCUUCCUCAGGUCUGUAGCUGCAGGAGCCCUGAUUGCCCACAGUGCUGUCUGUUCAUUGGCGCUCCCUGCAGGGUUCAGCGGUUUCCUGCAAUCACAGAUAAACCUUAUCCCCAUCUUUGAUUGGAUUGCAACAUCUUUGAUUGACAUUGUCUGCACCCUAAGGAGGUCCCCAACCCCUGACCGAGCACCUGUACAGCGGACCUGUACUGCAGACCUGGACCGCAGGCUUAGGCCGCAGAGCAGGAGAUGAGGAGCAGGCCAGCGAGGGAAGAUUCAUUUGUUUUUAUAGCCGCUACCUGUCACAUCACCACUUGAGUUCAGGGGCAUUAGAUUUCAAUAGGAGCAGGAACCCUACUGUAAACUGCACAUGAGAGGGAUCUAGGCUGUUCUCCUUAUCUAAUGCCUGGUGAUCUGAGGCAGAGCUGAUGUGGUGAUGCUAGCACUGGGGAGUGGCUGCAGAUAUCCUUAGCAGAGAGGUCUGACUACAAAGAGACCAUAAGAAAUUAAUUGCUUGCACACUUAUUAAAACUAUUGUUGGGGGAGGCCCCCAACCCUUGGUAUGUGGAUAAAUUGUCUUCCGUGAAACCUCUUCGUGGUGCCAAAAAGUUGGGAACCACUGCGUGGAAACAUGCCAGGAUGCUGACAGUUGCUUGCAUUUGCAAGG